Trichoplax adhaerens is the source of this 864-nucleotide messenger RNA. RefSeq lists its product as uncharacterized. Lineage: Eukaryota; Metazoa; Placozoa; Uniplacotomia; Trichoplacea; Trichoplacidae. The record is from RefSeq and is a predicted model, not a curated record. The transcript has 3 exons. Bases 1 to 864 code for a protein of 287 amino acids.
AUGGAAGUACUAGAUACAAAAGACGAAUAUUACGUCGACAUAUUUUGCAGCGUAGAAGGAGCUCCGCACUCACAUGUCCAAUUUCUAUGGUUUUCUGAACACGGAAUUAUUGCGACAGACUCAGAGGGUGAAUGUAGUUAUUCUAACGGAUUGAACAUAACUAGGAGAUUGCGGAUUAGUCGAAAGAGAGCAGAAAGGCUAAAAAUGAUUUAUUGUAAUGUUACCAAUUCUUUAAUAAAGAACCGCUCAUGCCUCUAUGAGGCCUAUAUUAGUCCAAUACCUGAUUAUACUUGGAGUUUCAUCGUGAGUAUCAUCUUAGGCUCCGCAAUAUUAUCUGUCAUCAGUGUUAGCAUAUAUCUAAAAGCAACAGAAAAUCGAAAUCUAAUAUCUAUGCUAGAGACCUAUAUCUAUAUAAAAAAAACGAACGUAUUGUUGAUACAAUCACAACCAUUCAUAACAGAAGAUAUGGAAAAAUUCUGCCAAGCGAUUACUACAAAACACAAUGUCAACGUUCUUAGGGCCAUCCCUACUCAGUGGAUUGAUAUGAAAACCAUUCGAGAAAGCUUGACAAGAUUCAAAGUUAUUAUAUGCGUCAUAAGUGAAGCAACUAAAUCGAAUACAGUACAAAAAAGAUUUCAAUUCAAGGAUUGGGUUUGUAAUAUUAUUAAAGGUUGUCUGGAAAUAAGUAACGAUGAUAUACCGCCCCUAUUUAUAAUCAUGAAUGAUAAAUUGAAUCAAGAUGAAUAUGAAGAUGAUAUCAAUACUUUGGAGUACAUUACUUGCAACGAUAAAUUAACAGAAGAGCAAAGAGAACGACUAGAAGAAAGCUUUUCUCGAUUUUAUGACAAAGACUGGACGAUUUAG